Molecule: messenger RNA, 1538 nt
Organism: Varanus komodoensis (Komodo dragon)
Lineage: Eukaryota; Metazoa; Chordata; Lepidosauria; Squamata; Varanidae
Gene: RAD9B
Product: RAD9 checkpoint clamp component B
Exons: 11
Coding region: 1-1212 (403 amino acids)
Biological process (GO): mitotic intra-S DNA damage checkpoint signaling; DNA replication checkpoint signaling; DNA repair
Cellular component (GO): checkpoint clamp complex
Source: RefSeq, a predicted model, not a curated record
AUGGCGGCGCUGAAAUGGAAACCGGAAAUGAGCGUCGGAUCUUCCUCCCCCUCCGGCUCCUCAUUGUCCUGCAUAUCAGAAUGUAAUCACACGGUAAAAAUAAUUUUCUCUACAGUAUUUGCAAAGGCCAUAUACGCCAUAUCGCGCAUCAGUGAUGAAUUUUGGUUUGAGCCUACUGAGAAAGGACUUUCCCUGAGAUCAGUAAAUUCUCCUAGGUCAGCUUAUGCCUGUAUCAUCUUCUCAUCUAUGUUCUUUCAACAUUAUUCCUGUAAAAAUACACCUGAAUUGGGUCUGAAUAAAAACCACAUACGGCCUACAUGUAAAUUAGCAAUAAAGGCGGUCUUGCCUCUGUUUCGGUCCUUAAUCACACUGGAAAGGAAUGUGGAGAAAUGCAGCAUUUAUACAAACUUUAACAAUUACCAUAUUAUUUUUCAACUUUUCUGCAAGCAUGGCAUUGUAAAAACUCAUAAUUUAGCUUUUCAAGAAUGUGAACCUUUGCAAGCUGUGUUUGCAAAGCAUCUGUGCCCGAAUGUACUAAAGGUUCAGUCAAGGCAGCUGUCUGAUAUACUGAUUCAUUUCCCAACCUAUCAAGAUGAAAUUUCUUUAACUGUAACACCAGUAAAAGUUAAUUUCAAGACUUACAUUGAAGAUGAAAUGGACUUGGCACAGGCAAUGAUUACAGAAAUACAUCUCAGCCCAGAAGAAUUUGAAUACUUUCAAGUUGGAAUAGAUUCUGAACUCACAUUUUGCCUCAAAGAGUUAAGGGGACUUCUGGCUUUUGCAGAAGCUAUCAGUGCUCCAGUCGCUAUCCAUUUUGAUGUUUCUGGAACGCCAAUUGCCUUCAGCAUUGAAGAAAUGGUAGCAGAAGCCGAUUUUAUUUUGGCUACCUUAGCAGAUUCUGAACAUGAAGCAACCUCUCACAAACCCAGGUGUCUUCCAGAAGGCCAGAAACGGAGCCCUACAUCAGGAAGCAGCAAUCAGAUCAUAGCACCCAGCAGAAAUAUUCAAAGUACGGAAACAAGUCUAGCAGAUGGCUUCAACAUUAUGAAGGAACAGGUGCCGCUUCAUCCCAGUUAUAACAAGUUUCACUCCAUGUUUUUUGGAGCCGUUUCAUCAAAGGAGCAAGAUAACACUCAUGUAUUCCACAGUUUGGCCACAGCAAGUGAUGCUGAAGAGGAUUUGGACAAUCAACAACUUUCCCCAACAUUUUAGUGAUGCAAAAUAUCUGACUGCUAAAAGUGAUUUCUAUUGUUAUUAAGCUGUUCAUGUAUGCUUGGCAUACAGAUAACCUGAGUUUCUUCCUGUCUCAAAAGUAUGUUUGUACUGUUGGAUACCAUUGUUUUACAAUGUUUAUAAACAUUGCUUCUGGACAAAUACUUUUUAUUUUCAACUUGUCACAUUCUAAUUUCUGAGUCACUCUUUAAUUAAAAAGUCAGGCAUGUCUAGUCAGGCUCAAUGCAAUCAGUUCAUGCUUUUCAUCAUAUUUUCAGGCAAUGUUUAAUGAAGGAGAGCUUGGGAGGCAAAUGACUGAAUGAAAA